Molecule: messenger RNA, 387 nt
Organism: Equus caballus (horse)
Lineage: Eukaryota; Metazoa; Chordata; Mammalia; Perissodactyla; Equidae
Source: RefSeq, a predicted model, not a curated record
CCCAUGGCCGCAGCCGCUGCGCUCCUCGCGGGGGUCCUGCUCCCCUGCUGGGGCGCCUUCCCGCAGCUUAAUAAGGGGCUGUUGAAGAGGAAUGGGGCUGGGUGCUCCCACCACUUGGAGUGCUUAAGUGACUGCUGCCUCAUGGACUUGGACCACGGUGGCACCUUCUGUGCCCCCAAGGCCGGAAGAGCCAUGACGUGCUUGCCCCAGACCAAGGGAGCCACCAACAUCAUGUGCCCCUGCCACGUGGGCUUGACUUGCAUCUCCAAGGACCUGGCCUGUCCCCGCCGGUGCCAUUUGCUUUAGAGCAGGAUGCAGGCUGUCACUGCCCCCCUCCCUCCCUUGGGACCAGAGGCCUUGGGCAUCUGAAUCUUGCUCAAAGUUCAG